Messenger RNA from Podarcis raffonei (Aeolian wall lizard), 1645 nucleotides. RefSeq names its product Kin17 DNA and RNA binding protein (gene KIN). Gene Ontology annotation, cellular component: nucleus. NCBI's taxonomy places the organism in Eukaryota, Metazoa, Chordata, Lepidosauria, Squamata, Lacertidae. Bases 68 to 1249 code for a protein of 393 amino acids. Gene Ontology annotation, molecular function: double-stranded DNA binding. The transcript is spliced from 14 exons. Gene Ontology annotation, biological process: DNA replication; DNA damage response. The record is from RefSeq and is a predicted model, not a curated record.
AAGACGGAAGCGGCUCUGGAUUGUUGUUUGCUUGCUGCCCUGUCGCUCCGCCGCCGCCGUCGCCGCCAUGGGGAAGACGGACUUCCUGAGCCCCAAGGCCAUCGCCAACCGCAUCAAGUCGAAGGGGCUGCAGAAGCUGCGCUGGUACUGCCAGAUGUGCCAGAAGCAGUGCCGGGAUGAGAAUGGCUUUAAAUGUCAUUGCAUGUCAGAAUCUCACCAGCGACAGCUGCUGCUGGCAUCUGAAGAUCCUCAGCAAUUCAUGGAUUAUUUUUCAGAGGAAUUCCGGAAUGAUUUCUUAGAACUUCUCAGAAGAAGAUUUGGAACAAAGAGGGUCCACAAUAAUAUAGUAUAUAAUGAAUAUAUUAGUCACCGUGAACACAUCCAUAUGAAUGCUACCCAGUGGGAAACUCUGACGGAUUUUACCAAGUGGCUCGGGAGAGAAGGCUUCUGCAAAGUGGACGAAACUCCCAAAGGCUGGUACAUCCAAUACAUCGACCGAGACCCCGAGACGAUCCGUAGGCAGCAAGAGCAGGAGAAGAAAAAGAAACAGGACCUGGAUGAUGAAGAGAAAACAGCCCGAUUCAUUGAAGAACAAGUCCGGAGAGGCUUGGAGGGGAAAGAGCAGGGAGAACCGGUCUACACAGAACUGAACCGAGAAAACGAGGAGGAGAAAGUGGUGUUUAAUUUGUGCAAAGGAGCAAGCACUUCAACAGCGUCUCAUUCCAAAGCCAGUGUGCUUGGAUCCAGUGCAUUGAAGGAGGCAGGAGCAGCCCCCACAGUGAAGCGGAAAGAAAUGCCUCAGAAUUCAGAGCAGUCGAAAGAGAAGAAGAAGAAGAAGAAAACAGCCCUCGACGAGAUCAUGGAGUUUGAGGAAGAGAAGAAGAAAUCUUCCCGGACAGACCAUUGGCUUCAGCCUGAAAUUGUGGUCAAAAUUAUAACGAAGAAACUGGGUGAGAAAUACCACAAAAAGAAGGCAGUUGUCAAGGAAGUAAUUGACAAAUACACAGCAGUUGUCAAGGUGAUUGACUCUGGGGAUAAAUUGAAGCUUGACCAAACACAUCUGGAGACGGUGAUCCCAGCACCAGGCAAAAAGGUGCUGGUUCUAAACGGGGGCUAUAGAGGAAAUGAAGCUACCUUAGAGAGCAUCCAUGAGAAAAAGUUUUCGGCAACGAUACUCAUUGAAACUGGACCUCUGAAAGGACGUAAAGUUGAAGGCAUCCCCUAUGAAGACAUUUCCAAGUUGGCCUGAGAUGAUUGGAAGAGCAGACGGACUGGGAGCCCCUCCUCCUGCUGCAACAUUGGCUCCUAAGCGGUCUCUCAGUUAGCUGUUUGGAGGUCUUGAGGAGUAGCUGGGGGAAAUCCUCGAAAGCUCCCCCAGAAGGGGCACCCCAUAGCCGUUUGGAUCCUCUCGUCUGAACCCCAACCCCAUCCUUGGAUGAAAUGGGUGGUGUAACACCGGUGAUACAGACGUUUAUUUUUGGGAAAUAGGGAAUACGGCAGACUAUCUCCACACUGUUUUCUGCAUCUAGCCCUCCACCCUCCCUUCAAAAUGCUCUUCCGUCAGUAGUUUUGUAAAAAAUGUAUAAUGACUUGUACAGUGGCUUUUUUUUAUUGCUGUUUAAAAAUAAAGGAGAAUAUUUGACAG